Sander lucioperca (pikeperch) is the source of this 5279-nucleotide messenger RNA. RefSeq names its product synemin, intermediate filament protein (gene synm). The transcript is spliced from 5 exons. Gene Ontology annotation, molecular function: structural constituent of cytoskeleton; intermediate filament binding; vinculin binding. Gene Ontology annotation, biological process: intermediate filament cytoskeleton organization; fast-twitch skeletal muscle fiber contraction. The record is from RefSeq and is a predicted model, not a curated record. Bases 194 to 3271 code for a protein of 1025 amino acids. Lineage: Eukaryota; Metazoa; Chordata; Actinopteri; Perciformes; Percidae. Gene Ontology annotation, cellular component: neurofilament cytoskeleton; sarcolemma; costamere.
GGGGCGAUCCUGUCAGGCAGGAGCCGCCCUCCUCCUGCUGCACUUGUCAAAGGGCACUGAUCGCAAAUUACAUCCCAGUCGUGCCAACAGACGCACACACGCAAAUAACACCGGGACACCCUGUCUCCUAGAGUAUAGCUAAUAUACAGACAGGACAUUUUUUUAAACUCACUUUUUCUAAUUAGAUGCUACUAUGUUGCCUUUCAAGAGAACUUUUGAAAGCGAGAAACACCAGCUGCAGGAGCUCAACGGCAGACUUGUCCAGUAUCUUUCCAGAACCAAGCAGCUGGAGCAGGAAAAUGCGCAUCUUAUUACCGAAAUAAAUAAACUCAGACAAGCGAAGACGGCGGAAUGGGAGCCGAAGUACAUGGGUGAGAUGCGGGAUCUGAGGAGAAUGGUGGAUCAGCUGUCGUUUGAAAAGUCCCAGGCGGAGAUGGAGAGGGAGAAGCUAUGGCGGGAGUUGCAGAUGGUCCAGUCUCUGUGCAGCGAGCAGACGGGGGUGUGCAGGGACAUCAGUGGUGAGCUAAAGAGCUACGAGAAGGAGCUUCACCACGCUCACAAGACCAACGGUGAACUCCAGCAGCGUUUAUUUCAACUAGAGAACGAGUGUAAACGCUUAGAUGAUGCGCACAGACGAGAAAAAGAACAUCUCCGGCGCCAGGUGGAGUCCCGGAUGGUACCCAUCAUCACGCAAACUUAUCGCGGGCCUCCGGCGGCCACCAUGGAAGAGGUGCAAGAGUAUGCCCGCGGUCUGUCCGAAGGAUGGAUUGAGACCUUUGAAAUGCACCAGCUGAAGGUGGAAGAGAUGGAGCAGUCGAUUAAAGCGGACCAGGCGAGGUUGAGUGAUCUGCAGAGGGAGAAGAUGAUGUAUGCCUCAGAGUUGGACAAAUUACGCGCAGACGCGGAAAAACAAGGCCAGAUUCAAUUCCGCCUUGAAGAACAACUGAUGCAGAUGCAGGAGACAUAUCGGGUGGAAUUCAGUGAAUAUCAGAUGAUUAUUCAGAAGCUGGAGCACGAUAGGAAUAUGAUGGCUGAUGCUAUUGCAGAUAAGAUACGAGAGCAUCAGCACCUUCUCCAGGUUAAGAUGAAUCUGGGCAAUGAGGUUGCUGCAUACAGGGCUCUCCUGGAAGGUGAGAGAGUGGAUCUGCAAGAUGCUCGUAGGAGGGGAACUCAACAUCAAAGAGAAAGAAUAAUAGAUAUAAGGUUGCCUGCCCAGCCCUACACUCCAAGAGCUUCCACCCUAACCACCAGAAAACAUAUGGAUAUCAGGUACACGCCGCUGACUUCAAACCUGAGAAGAUCCCCUGUGCCUCCCUCUGGGUCCAUAAGUCCCUCUAGGAUCAUUCCUAUUUCAGUUGCAGGCAGAGCUCGGCAUCAGAGUCCUGCAUCCAGAAGGGACAUGAUCUCAUUCUCCAAAGCUCAGGCUGCCACCUCUGCCCCUGCUACCACCACCAGCACCACCACCACCGCCGCUGCCACUGCCAAAGCUAAACAAACAGGCCAGAAUGAAUACCAAAUAAGACAACAUGUACAGAAAACAGCAGCAGAGGAGACAACUGUGAAAAGCAAACCGGUCUCUCAGGUAGAGAACCAAGUCAGUCCCAUCGAGUCCUCCAUUACGGAGACUGGAUUGGUGAGAGUGGUGUCACCACCAAUGAUGAGCCUGAGCAGGAAAACUGAGACCGAAAGCAAAAAGCAAGUGUCAGAUGAAAAAGAGAAUGAUAAUGUUUAUGGAGAGGAGUUCAAAGAAAAAGAGAAAACAGAGCACGCAUUGGCCCCAUGUGAGAAUAAGAUGUUAGACUCAGUGUCUGUAGAGGAUAUCAUCGAGAAAGUGAUGAGACCAGCAGGUUUGGGAGCUAAGGUUUGCUCCUCGGGAGAAUCGAAGAUAAGGUAUCAUGUGGAGAAAACUGAGCAGGAGGAUGGAACGACUAAGACACAGAUUGUGUUGGAGUCCAAAGUGGAGGAAGAGCUGGAUUUUUCGGAGGACUCUGCACUGGAUGAACUACUGAGUCAAGGGGUUAAAAAGGUGUCACUGCAAGACAUCGAGGACACAGCAACAGGAAGCAUGAUCAAGACCCUGCUAAGUGGCCUGCAGGGAAGCGAGAACUUUGAAAAUAAGUCUGUCAAUGUGGAAAUCAUUGAGGAACCGGUGGAGUCUUACAGUGAUGGGGAACUUGAGGUUGAGCAGAAGUCCAGAUCUAGUUUUUAUGAGCCCUCCUCAACUUAUUUCCAAAUUGAGGAGCUAGAAAAUGUCCCUGAUGGCGCUCAAGUUCAGAAGAGUGACGGUGAUGCCUCCAUGACAGAUACAGAUUAUCGCAAGGGUGGAUCUGUACGAGUUCAAGAGGUUUCGAGAGAGAGUGAAUCUUCAUAUUUCUCCCAUGACCAAGAGCCUGAUGAGUAUUUUGUCUCCACUCCAGAUGAUAAUCUUUCUGAACCCGAGGAGGGUGGUGGCAUCACCUCAUAUGGCCAUUAUGGUAUCGUAGAUGACCUGUCAGAUGAGCGGUAUUAUCAAGAUGAAGGUCUUCUCUCGAAAAGAGUGAUUGUAGAGGAAAGCGACGAAUACAAGUUUAUGUCAGGGGAUCACUCAUUUGUAAAGGAGAGUUUCCCAGAGUGCAUCAUUGAAGAAGAGGUUCGCGUCUCCCCUAUAGUGCAGGAGUCAAUGCUCGAGUUCCUGAGAGAGGACUCUUUGGAGCCCAAAGAGCAGCUGAAGGGAGCUCUAGAGAAGCUACAAAGCUCAGUGUCGGGUCCACUGAGGGAGGAGUUGGCUUUCCUCACAAAAAUGGGUAGUGAAGGUUCACAGAAUAUGGCUGUCAAUGUCAAAAAAAUGCAACAUACAAGUGACAACGGCACCAUGACUAUAGUUGCAGAGAUGAACGUCUCUCAAAGUCUGGAAGACUCUGGGCUGCUGGAGGCAGGAGAUGAACUAUCAGAAGCGCAGAUCAUGGCAUCUCUCAGAUCAUCUAACCUAGGGCUGGAGAAAGCCUUCCAGGGUGGGGCAGGAGGGGGAUACAGCUUCAGAGUCACCAAAGAAGAGGAUACUGCGUAUGGUGAAGAGUUUGAAGGCCUCACUGACGAAGGAGUGUUUGAAAUCACAGAGAAAGACGUAAAACUGGGGCCAUCAGAAAAGUCCGUCACCUUCCAGAUGGACGUACAGGGCAGCCAUGCUGAGGCCUCAGAGCAAGAGCUUCAAUCUCACAGCUUGGAAGAUCCGGUGCAGAUUUCUCAAGAGAAAAGAGUUGCAACAGUUUACCUUGAAAGCCCGACAGAUUAAGAAAGAAUUCGGUCAGAAAUAUUUUAAACGGAGUGCUUGCUUACUUGUUGAUGUGCACAUAACAGAGGUUGUUCUGACACAGCAGUCCACACACACAGCAUUAACGCUGUUUGACAAUGUAAUAAUGCUAAAAGCUUUGCAGUAAAACAUCAUAUAUGUAAUUGAUUUUGGUGCUCUCUUUUACUGUACCUACUUAAGAGUGUGUCACCUAAAACGUGGUGUACCUUGCAUGAUUCAAAAUUGCAAAAUUCAGUUAUUUAGUUAAAAUUACCAGAUUAAACACAUAUUUGAAUGUAUUAAUUGUGGCAGUUCUACUAUUAGAAAUACUGAGGGCUAACUUAAUAUGGGCUAGUUUAAGUUUAGGAUUGUAACAUCUACAUAUUGAAGCAAAUUUCCAUGCUGGUGAAAACUGAUGGAGUGCUGCUCUGUAUGUGUUUUACCUUUUUACAGCUUGCAGUUAAUCUUUAAAGAGGUUUGUUUAUUCCCUCUAGAUUUCUCUAACCUGUGGUGUUCAUCUUAAACAGCCCAUUCUGCAGUUCACAACACCCCAUCACAUCAUGUGUCUGCCAUGUUGUUGAAUAUAUUGCAACAUAUGACAGUUAAGAGUUAUGAGGUGCUGUGAACUGUUUGCAGAUUGGGGAUUUCAUUUUUCCUUUGACUUGGGCACUGCUGCCAAAUGGAAUCGUUUUAAUACAUACUGCAUUGUGGAACACAGGAGUUUAUUUAAAGCAGUAGUCAGUGAUGUGUACAGAAUAUAUAGUGGGAAUAUAUAGUGGGAGUGGAAAAAAAGAAGGUUAUUGGUCUUAAGAAACUUUGCAAGUUUUGAAUGCUAAAAUCAAAGUGUAGUGCAAGUAAAUGUAGCACUUAAAAGUGGUUAAGUAAUUUACAAAACCCAUUUUGAUUAAUUAGAAAAAAAAAUUGCCUAGUAUACAACCAAAGCCAGGUUACAUGGUCAAUGUAAUGUUUGUAAAAUGUGUAUCUUUACCAUACAUUUCUAACUUCCUAACAGCGAACAUUAUAAUCUGAACAUGCGAGUAAGAAGAUGGUAAAUUAUAGCACUUAGAACACCAAAAAGGGGUUGUUGAUUUGAAAAGCAAACAGUAAGAUGAAAGAAUGAAAACAAGGAGAAUUUUAAUGAAUUAAAAAGGAUUCAGUGAUAGUGUUGCUAAAGAAAAUAUAAUCACAUCUAGUUUUGAUGUACAGUAUGUCUUGUCUGGAUAAUUGUUGCUUGUAGACAUUUGUUGGUUAUCACAGUGUUGGCUUGAAGGAUUCACCUUUGCUCUCAAACAUGAGUGUGUCCAUGACCGUGACUAUUUUUGGAUCAUCAGCUUAGUGGCACUGACUGUUCAUUAGGCUUUUGUUGUGUUGUGUACAUGUUGCAGAGGCCGAAAUAGUCCAUGAUUACAGUCUGGUUACAUGUCUUACACAUUUUAUCUAAGUGGUUGCAAAAUGUACACUAUGUAACUAUUAAGUAAUGUCUUCACAGAUUGGCUCCUUGGCAUUAUCGUGUUAAAGAAAUAUUUAGAAAUGCAAUAUUUAGCGUGAAUGCCAUGCUUUUAUAAAUACGUUCAUUCUUGAAAAUCUACUAAAUGAAAACUCAAUUAAAAAUUAUUGUUGCUUUUAAGUGCCCAGAUACAGCAUAUUUUCAUACAUUCUUAUCUGCAAACUGCAGCAAAACUAUUACAUCAGUGCAUUAAAAUGUAUCUUAAUAAGGAAUAUUUGUUAGGUUACUGUAUAUGUAUGUACACAGUGUAAUCUGGAUACCAUGUGCCAUUUCAUAGCAUAAAAACAAAUGUGUACAUCAGCAUACAAAAAUAUACUGAUGUAAAAAGAAUGUUUUAUGAGUCAAAUGUUCAAUAAGUGUUGAUAAGAUAGUCCAACACCAUUGUUUUUAUUGACAUAAUGAUUUAUAUUGAACAAAUGGCAUUAUUGCUUUGGUAAAAAAAAGUUCCAGCCCUUAUUUGGAAACUGAUUCAUAUCUUAACACAAUUAAAACCUAUUGUUGGUA